ACAGACAAAAAACCAAUCAUUCAAAACUAAGUUUCAAAGUGAUCAUCAGAGAUCUCAAUUCCAAUCAAAUAGAGUGAUGCAGUAGACUUUGCUUUCUUUCAUCAUCAUCAUCAGCCACUGAUUUCAUCAAAACACAAAGAUGGUUCGGUUUCAUGGGAAAUUGAAGGCUCUCUUCAACAGCAGAUGGCUUGUGUUUGUGUGUGCAAUGUGGAUUCAGUCAUUUGCAGGAAUUGGGUACUUGUUUGGGAGCAUAUCUCCAGUGAUCAAGAGCACCAUGGGGUACAACCAGAGGCAGCUGGCCAUUCUUGGUGUGGCCAAGGACUGGGGUGACGCUGUUGGGUUUGUGGCAGGAAGCUUGUCUGAGGUUUUGCCCACUUGGGGGCUUCUGUCCAUUGGGGCAGCUCUCAAUUUUCUUGGCUAUGGCUUCCUUUGGCUUAUAGUCUCUCAAAGAUUGCCUGCUUUUCCUUUGUGGGUGCUUUGCAUCUGUAUAUAUGUGGGAACAAAUGGAGAGACCUUCUUCAACACAGCAGCAUUGAUUUCAUGUGUGCAGAACUUUCCCAAAAGCCGGGGUCCUGUUGUGGGGAUCCUAAAAGGAUAUGCUGGGUUGAGUGGUGCAAUCAUUACUCAGAUUUAUGCAAUGAUCAAUUCCCCAAAUGAAUCAUCAUUGCUUUUCAUGAUUGCGGUUGGCCCAUCUAUGGUUGUCAUUGCUCUGAUGUUCAUUGUUAGGCCUGUGGGAGGUCACAGACAAGUCAGGCCAGCUGAUAAUUCAAGUUUCCUAUUUACUUAUAGUGUUUGCCUUGUCCUGGCAGCUUAUUUAUUGGGAGUUUUGAUUCUUGAGGAUCUGCUUAACUUGAGUCAAUCUUUGAUCACAUUGUUUGCAGUCAUUUUGAUAAUUCUCAUAUUACUUCCAAUCAUAAUCCCUAUCAUAUUAGUUUUCUUCUCCGAACCAACACCUUCGGCACAGGAGAGCCUUCUCCUUGAGGCUCAGAGAGAAGAAGAUGGCAAAUCUGAGCAGGACAAAACUGAGGUGAUUCUUAGUGAGGUGGAAGAUGAGAAGAGUCCAGAAGUAGAUUCACUUCCAGCAUCAGAGAGACAAAAACGAAUUGCUCAGCUGCAGGCUAAACUGUUCCAAGCAGCUGCAGAUGGAGCAGUGAGGAUCAAGAGGAGAAAAGGCCCUCGUAGAGGAGAGGAUUUCACAUUAAUGCAGGCAUUGAUAAAGGCAGAUUUUUGGCUUAUAUUUGUUUCUCUUUUACUGGCUGCUGGAUCUGGUUUGACACUUAUUGAUAAUUUGGGUCAGAUAACUCUGUCACUUGGGUAUACUGAUUCAAGUAUAUAUGUCUCCAUGAUCAGCAUUUGGAACUUUCUUGGACGUGUCGGUGGCGGCUACUUCUCUGAGAUUAUAGUAAGAGACUUCGCCUAUCCUAGACCAGUGGCUAUGGCUGUAGUUCAGGUCAUCAUGGCAAUUGGGCUCUUCUACUAUGCUAUGGGGUUGCCAGGGCAAAUAUACGUGACAACUGUGUUGGUAGGGCUAGGGUAUGGUGCUCACUGGGCAAUUUUGCCAGCUGCAGCUUCAGAGCUAUUUGGCUUGAAAAGUUUUGGGGCCCUAUAUAAUUUUCUUACAAUGGCAAAUCCUGCUGGUUCUCUUAUUUUCUCAGAAGUGAUUGCUAGUGGUAUAUACGACCACUACGCAAAGGAACAAGCUGCACUCAGACACCAAGACUCGGCUUCAAUGCUUAUAAAACCCCUCAGAGAUGACUCACUCAGUUGUGUUGGCACUGUAUGCUAUUCCAUUACUUGUGGAAUACUCUCAGGACUUUGCAUUGUUGCAGCUGCAUUUAGUUUAAUCGUUGUUUACCGGACUAGGAGGGUUUAUACACAACUCUAUGGAUCACGCGGUUGAUCAGUCAGCAGAAUGACUCUGAUCGGUCUUUCAUCUCUAUGAAAUAUGGCCUGGAGUCUUUCUGAGGGUAAGAGUCUGAGGCAAAAAUUUCUGCUGCUCCUAUUAUCACAAAAGUAGACAGCCAGCCAUCUAGUACGUCUAAAUUAUUAUGCCAGUUUAUUAUAAAUCCAAUCCCUCUGUAGGCAUUCUUCUACAUGAAAUUAAAUUCUUUUCUUGCCAUGGCCCAGUAGUUUUCCCAAAUUUCUUUUUUCUUAUUACAGCAGAAGAGCAAUGCCAAAGAUCUGCGGGAUA
This is a messenger RNA of Prunus avium (sweet cherry), 2191 nucleotides long. RefSeq names its product protein NUCLEAR FUSION DEFECTIVE 4-like. The record is from RefSeq and is a predicted model, not a curated record. Gene Ontology annotation, cellular component: membrane. NCBI's taxonomy places the organism in Eukaryota, Viridiplantae, Streptophyta, Magnoliopsida, Rosales, Rosaceae.